UUUUGCGUCUAUAAAUGAAAAAGAUCACAACUUAAGAGACUUGGCGACUGAGUGUCUUCGACCUCAGAAGAGAAAUGCACCAAAUCUGCUGAGCCAUAUGGACCGUCCAUAACAUCGCCCGAGAAAUUUCGCCGAACGCAAACGGCCGAAACGGUUAACAGCGAUUGCUAAACAUAUCGAAAUUAUUUUGAAAAUACAAAAUGCGAUCAUUUUGGCUCAUUCACUUGCGAACAACGGCCAAGUUCACAACACUCUCUGGCGGCAUACACACAUGCAUACAAAUUUGUUUUGUAAGAAAAUAAUCCAAAAAUAAAAUCUCAAAAAAAAAACAAAGAGCAACAAAAGUUUUGAAAGCGAAAAAUUACUAAAUACAAAACAAUUACAUUGAACAAAUUCAAAUAUUCGUGGCUUAAAUCAAUUAAGUGUCGCUAAAAUUAUUGCAUUAAAUAAUUUGCUACUGCAUUGGCAUAGAAAAUAUUUUUGUUCGGUAACUUUCUACGCGUUCGUGCCGCUGUAACGCAUAUGCGAACGCCGCCGCAGUGGAGCUGCAAAGAGAGAAACUCCUAGAAUUUCUGCGAGUAUCCACCUUCGUCCUGCUAUUCCUCAUCAUAUCACUUUACCUAUACCGUUACGCAUUCUGAGAAGGCGCCUAGAUUUAAGUUAAUUUUCAACUCAAAUAGCCAAGCAACCAAAAGAGCAGCUAGUGCAGCAAGAAACACAGCAAUAACAAAGGCCUCAUCCAUACUGUAGCCCGGCAUUAGGCAGCAACACUGCAAUCACAAUGGCUAAAGCGCCAGCAGUUGGCAUUGAUCUUGGCACGACAUACUCAUGCGUCGGUGUGUUUCAGCAUGGCAAAGUCGACAUUAUCGCCAAUGACCAGGGCAAUAGAGUGACUCCAUCCUAUGUGGCCUUCACCGAUACUGAGCGACUAAUUGGUGAUGCGGCCAAAAAUCAAGUGGCCAUGAACCCAAACAACACUAUUUUUGAUGCAAAGCGUUUGAUAGGCCGCAAGUUCGAUGAUGCCACCGUGCAGAGCGACAUGAAACACUGGCCUUUCGAAGUCUUCAACGAGAAUGGCAAACCGAGAAUGCGCAUCGAAUAUAAGGGCGAAAAGAAGAGCUUCUUUCCGGAGGAGAUCUCUUCGAUGGUGUUGACGAAGAUGAAGGAAACCGCAGAGGCGUACCUUGGCAAGCCAGUCACAGAUGCUGUCGUCACGGUGCCGGCAUAUUUUAACGACUCACAGCGUCAGGCUACAAAGGAUGCCGGCGCCAUUGCUGGCUUAAAUGUGCUGCGUAUCAUUAAUGAGCCCACUGCUGCAGCCAUCGCUUACGGCCUGGACAAGAAGGGUACCAGUGAGCGCAAUGUAUUGAUUUUCGAUUUGGGCGGCGGCACUUUUGAUGUGUCCAUACUUACCAUUGAGGACGGCAUCUUUGAGGUGAAGUCUACAGCAGGCGAUACACAUCUGGGCGGCGAAGAUUUUGACAAUCGCAUGGUGAAUCAUUUUGUACAAGAGUUCCAGCGCAAGUACAAGAAAGAUUUGGCACAAAAUAAGCGCGCUUUACGACGUUUGCGCACAGCUUGCGAGCGCGCCAAACGCACGCUUUCGGCCUCCUCGCAGGCGAGCAUCGAAAUCGAUUCUUUGUACGAGGGCAUUGACUUCUACACGUCCAUAACGCGUGCACGUUUCGAGGAGUUGAAUGGUGAUCUAUUCCGCGGCACCAUGGAACCAGUUGCGAAGGCGCUGCGUGAUGCGAAAAUGGACAAGGGACAGAUACACGAUAUUGUUUUGGUUGGCGGUUCGACGCGCAUACCGAAAGUACAGAAGCUAUUGCAGGACUUUUUCAAUGGCAAGGAGUUGAAUAAGUCCAUAAAUCCGGAUGAAGCGGUCGCUUACGGCGCUGCUGUGCAGGCGGCUAUAUUAUGCGGUGAUAAAUCGGAGGCGGUACAGGAUCUUCUGCUGCUCGAUGUAACACCACUCUCUUUAGGUAUCGAGACAGCUGGCGGUGUCAUGACCGUGUUAAUCAAGCGUAACACCACAAUCCCAACAAAGCAGACUCAGGUAUUCACUACCUACUCGGACAACCAGCCAGGCGUGCUGAUACAGGUGUUCGAGGGUGAGCGCGCCAUGACCAAGGACAACAAUAUUCUCGGCAAAUUCGAGCUGAGCGGCAUACCGCCUGCACCGCGCGGCGUGCCACAAAUUGAGGUGACUUUCGAUAUUGACGCGAAUGGCAUAUUAAAUGUGACAGCUGUGGAGAAGUCCACUGGGAAAGAGAAUAAAAUUACCAUCACAAACGAUAAGGGACGGCUGAGCAAGGACGACAUCGAACGCAUGGUAAAUGAGGCGGAACAGUAUCGCAAUGAGGAUGAGAAGCAACGUGAACGUAUCAACGCCAAGAAUGCGCUCGAAUCCUACUGCUUCCAAAUGAAAUCCACAAUGGAUGAUGAGAAUAUACGCGCAAAAAUUUCGGACGCUGAUCGCCAGCUGAUCUUGCAGAAAUGUAAUGAGACUAUCACAUGGUUGGAUACCAACCAGCAAGCGGAGAAGGAUGAGUUCGAGUAUAAACAGAAGGAAUUGGAGCACAUUUGUAGCCCAAUUAUAACGCGUUUGUACCAAGGUGGCGUACCACCACCACCACCACCACCAAAUGCAGCUGGUGGUGGUCCCGGUGCUGGUGGUGCUGCUGGUGGGCCGACAAUUGAAGAGGUGGAUUGAACGAGUUUUGGGCGCCAAAAUACAUUUGGUGGAAUUUAAAAAGUUAAAAGGCGUAAAACAUAUUUUUUGACGUUCUUUUAUUUUUCUAAAUAACAUUUUUUUUUAUUUAUUUUUUGUUAUCUGAUGCUUUAAUUCGUAUUUGAUUAUCAUCUAUUUUACAUAUCUAUACAUAAAUUGUAACAACAUAAACUACACAAAUUGUUUUGGAAUUGUGGUUUUGGCGAAAGGAUAAUAAAUGUAAAUCGAUUUUGUGGUUUAUUGUGUUGUCGUUAUUUCUUUUCUUUGUUGUAGAGUUUUGUACAGGUAACCUUUUUCGUGAAGUGUGAAAUACGCUUCUCUUAGACGCAUACCUAAAGUAUGCAAUGAACUUGAAGGAAAGCAUAAUUCAUUGCAUACAGGAUGUUUUACUAUGUUUGCUGUGAUCGAAAGAUAAGUAUUCCAAACUUGUUUGAACUCAAUUUAUGUAAAAUUUUAAAUUU
Messenger RNA from Rhagoletis zephyria (snowberry fruit fly), 3195 nucleotides. It is a transcript of the gene Hsc70-1, whose product is annotated as Heat shock protein 70 cognate 1. Lineage: Eukaryota; Metazoa; Arthropoda; Insecta; Diptera; Tephritidae. The record is from RefSeq and is a predicted model, not a curated record. Gene Ontology annotation, molecular function: ATP binding; ATP-dependent protein folding chaperone.